AUGGCGGUGGCGAUGCUGCGUGACUGGUGCCGGUGGAUGGGCGUGAGCGCGCGCAGGGGCCUGCUGGUGUUGGGCAUCCCGGAGGACUGCGAGGAGGCCGAGGUGCACGAGGCCCUGGAGGCCGCGCUCUGGCCGCUCGGCCGCUUCUCCGUGCUCGGGCGGGUGUUCCGCGAGGAGGACAACGCCGCCGCGGCCCUGGUGGAGCUGGCCCAGGAGGUGGACUACGCGCUGGUGCCCCGAGAGGUCCCGGGCAGCGGGGGGCCCUGGCGCGUGGUGUGUGUGCCCCGCUGCUCGGGCGAGGAGGUCCUGGGCCGCGUGUUCCACUUCCUCGAGCAGCAGGGCCAGACGGUGGAGAGCGUGGCCGGCGCCCUGGGGCUGGGGCUGCGGCGCGUGUGUUGGCUGCGCUCGGUCAGCCAGGCGGUCCAGCCCUGGGUGGAGACCGUGCGCUACCAGCGCCUGGGCGUGUUCUCCGGGCGCCAGGAGCCGGGCCCGGGGGAGGAGCCCUUCGAGGCCUGGCUGGACCACGCCAGCGACAUGCUGCACGUGUGGCAGGCGGUCUCGGAGAGGGAGCGGCGGCGGCGGCUGCUCGAGGGCCUGCGUGGCACCGCCCUGCAGCUGGUGCGCGGGCUCCUGGCUGAGAACCCAGCGCGCACGGCGCGGGAGUGCCUGGCCGCCCUGGUGCAGGUGUUCGGGGACACUGAUUCCGUGGCGGCCACGCGGCUGAGGUGUCUGACCGCUCAGCAGAGGCGAGGCGAGCGCCUCUCUGCCUUCGUGCUGCGGCUGGAGGUCCUGCUGCAGAAAGCCAUCGAGAAGGGGGCCCUGGCCAGAGCCUUGGCCGACCACUUGCGCCUGAGGCAGGUGCUCACCAAGGCCACCCUCGUGGAGCCGCUGGACGAAGCGCUGCGGAAGCUGAGGCUGGUCGGGAGGGCCCCCAGUUUCCUGGAGAUGCUGGGGCUCGUCCGGGAGUCCGAGUCGUGGGAAGCCAUUCUACUCAGGAAUGAGAGGGCCCAGGCAGAGGAAGGGGUUGGGGCCGGGGCCCAGGCAGAGGCCAGAGCCAACCCUGGGGAAGAGGGGCAGGCAGGGUCUGCAGAGGCCCCUGGGGCCAGUGUGGGCAGCGCCCCAGCCCAGGUGAGCAGUGUUCCUGGGGCAGGCGCAGGAGCCCCAGGCUGUGGGCCUGAGGGCCUCGCCCAGGCAGGAGACCCAGAGGCCGUGGAGGCCGAGGAGCCUCCCGACGAGCGGCUCCAGCCCAUCCUGGAGGAGUCGGAAAACGAGGGCGAGGCUGGCGCGAUGAGCCUGCCUGAGUCCUCCUGCUCGGACCGAGAUUCUGGGCAACGGUUGCUUGUUCUUGGGGAGGUGCGUGUGUGCUUAUCCGAGCAGUUUUUUCCCCGGAGACCUCGGCCCAGUCCCGGAAGACAGCGGGAAGGACGGAUGCGGGAGUGGCCACCCUCACCCCGCGAGUGA
This is a messenger RNA of Trichechus manatus latirostris (Florida manatee), 1461 nucleotides long. It is a transcript of the gene PNMA6A, whose product is annotated as PNMA family member 6A. Bases 1 to 1461 code for a protein of 486 amino acids. The record is from RefSeq and is a predicted model, not a curated record. The transcript is spliced from 3 exons. NCBI's taxonomy places the organism in Eukaryota, Metazoa, Chordata, Mammalia, Sirenia, Trichechidae.